GCGGAUAACUUGUAGAGGUUAAUGAAUAAAGCUUGUUUCAGUGGAAAAAAUUAAAAAAGGUUUGUUUUAAAAAGAUUCAAAAUGGCAAAGGCAGACGUAGAAAUGAAAGAAGAACCUAAACAGAACGAUUCAGCAGAAUCAGAAGAACCGAAAGCGGAGGUCUCGAAGGAAGAAAAAGAGAGACUCGUUUUGGAAGAUCUCAAAGAUCAGGUCAAGUACAUAGAAAAGUCAGUGUCAUCCAAGGAACCACGGUUUCUAACCCGUGUUCUAAGAGCCAUUCCAGCAACAAGGAAGAAGCUUACUCAUCCAAUUCUCAGAAAGCUUAUUUGUGGCUUUUUUCCCAAUUCAUCAGUUGCAAGAGAUGGCUUGUUGGCUUUUCUUGAUGAGCCAAUGGAAUCAGAACCUGGAGUACCAUUCAGACCACGUAGUGCUCGGUUGAUAGCCGCUGCAGCAUUACCUGAAGUUGAAUUUUAUUUUCACCUGUUGGUUUUGAUUCAUCUUAUUGAUACAGAGUGUUACAAGGAGGCUGUUAAAUGUUCAGAACUGCUGAUGCAGCGAUCUUUAGGACACAACAGAAGGACAUUAGACCCCCUUCUUGCCAAGUGUUAUUUCUAUCAUUCUCGUGCUUAUGAACUGGUUGACAGACUACAAGAAAUCAGAAGCUUUCUACUAGCAAGAUUGAGGACAGCUACUUUAAGGCAUGAUGAUGAAGGACAAGCCAUUCUUUUGAAUCUCCUCUUAAGAAACUAUCUUCAGCUGAACUUAUAUGAUCAGGCUGAGAAGUUAGUGUCCAAGUCAUCAUUUCCAGAGACAGCCAGCACAAAUGAAUGGGCAAGAUUUCUGUACUAUACUGGCAUUAUCAAAGCUAUUCAACUUGACUACUCAGAGGCUCACAAAAAUCUUCUGCAGGCCAUAAGGAAAGCUCCACAGCAAGCUGCUAUUGGAUUCAAGCAAACUGCACACAAAUUUGCUAUUGUUGUUCAACUGCUUCUUGGUGAAAUACCUGAUAGAGCCACUUUUAGAGAACCAUUUCUGAGAAAAACUCUUGUUCCUUACUUUCAACUUACACAAGCUGUACUGAAUGGAGAUUUGAAGCUCUUUAAUCAAGUUGUGGACAAGUUUAAAGAAAAGUUUCUGUCAGAGAAAACUUACACCCUAAUCAUAAGGUUGCGGCACAAUGUGAUCAAGGCAGGGGUGCGAAUGAUUAACCUAUCAUAUUCACGCAUUUCCCUGACUGACAUUGCACAGAAACUGCAGUUGGAUAGCCCUGAAGAUGCUGAAUUUAUUGUUGCUAAGGCAAUUCGUGAUGGUGUAAUUGAUGCCACAAUAGAUCACGAGAAAGGCCAUGUUCAGUCUAAGGAAAAUGUGGACAUCUACUCUACUAAUGAACCACAAGGAGCUUUUCAUCAGAGAGUUAGUUUCUGUUUGGAUCUUUACAAUCAGUCUGUCAAGGCCAUGCGAUUUCCACCAAAGUCUUAUAGCAAGAAUUUGGAAUCACUCGAGGAGCAACGGGAAAGAGAAAAGCAAGAUCUUGAACUUGCCAAGGAAAUGGCUGAAGAUGAUGACGAUUUUCCCUGAUUUUCCCGAUGAGCUAUUGUCUGUAACCCAUGUGGUGGUACUUUGAAGCCAAUAAAUGCAUUUCUAAAGAAUUAA
Pocillopora damicornis (cauliflower coral) is the source of this 1653-nucleotide messenger RNA. RefSeq names its product 26S proteasome non-ATPase regulatory subunit 3. Lineage: Eukaryota; Metazoa; Cnidaria; Anthozoa; Scleractinia; Pocilloporidae. The record is from RefSeq and is a predicted model, not a curated record. Gene Ontology annotation, molecular function: enzyme regulator activity; protein binding. Gene Ontology annotation, cellular component: proteasome regulatory particle, lid subcomplex; proteasome complex. Gene Ontology annotation, biological process: ubiquitin-dependent protein catabolic process; regulation of protein catabolic process.